Messenger RNA from Tarenaya hassleriana, 1300 nucleotides. RefSeq names its product calcium uniporter protein 2, mitochondrial-like. The transcript has 2 exons. Gene Ontology annotation, molecular function: calcium channel activity; uniporter activity. Gene Ontology annotation, cellular component: uniplex complex; mitochondrial inner membrane. Lineage: Eukaryota; Viridiplantae; Streptophyta; Magnoliopsida; Brassicales; Cleomaceae. Gene Ontology annotation, biological process: calcium import into the mitochondrion; mitochondrial calcium ion homeostasis. Bases 67 to 1068 code for a protein of 333 amino acids. The record is from RefSeq and is a predicted model, not a curated record.
UUAACGAAGCGUGUUUUGCGAUAUUAUAUAUUCAAUCUUCAAAUUUUCUCUAAGAAUUUUCUGGCAAUGGCGAUGAGGAAGCCAUUGAUGCAGCGUCUCUUCAACAUCUCGAAGAUGACGUCGCAAAGUCUCAUGAACUGUCGUAUAUCGUCGUCUACGUUGGCCGUGAGGACUCGGAUUCCGAAAGAUCCCAGCGAAGCCGACAUCGCUCCGGAGCCAGGAGACGCCUUUGUGAACCGGAGGUUUCUACACCAGAGCGCCAUGAUCCGGCCGGAGAUUCUGAAAAUUCCGAUGGGAGGGAAUCUCAUGGAUAAGCUCCGGGAGAUGGAUUUGCACGGGGAACGGAUACGGUUGGAUAGACUUGCUCCGCCUAUGAAAUCCGCCGUGGCGAUUUUCGAUGAGGAGGAGGAGGAAACGGCAGGACUGACGGUGGAGGAUGCGAGGAAGCUGCUGAGAGCGGCGCAGAUCGAGGCCGUGAAAUCGAGGCUGACAGAUACCGGGAGAAGCUGGAUUUCGUACGCGGAGUUCGUCGGCGUCUGCGGAGAAGCUUGUUCGGAUCCUGAUCAUGGAUCGCAGAUCGCUAAGAUCCUGGACGAUUCCGGAAACGUCAUCGUUUUGGGGCAGUUGGUCUGCCUCAGGCCUGAUCAGGUCACGAAAUCAAUUGAAGGGCUGCUUCCUCUUCCUUGUCUACACAACCGGAAUGACCCCAGAAGAAAAGAGCUCGAGGAUCUCGAAGGAAAGAAAGCCGUGAUCGACAAGAAAGCCCACGCAUUGGCUCGGAGAGAGCUCUGGUCUGGUCUGGUUUACUUGAUUGUCCAGACCGCAGGUUUUACGAGGCUCACGUUCUGGGAACUCACGUGGGACGUAAUGGAACCGAUCUGCUUCUACGUCACGUCGGCUUACUUCAUUGCGGGAUACGCCUUCUUCCUCACGACCUCGAAGGAGCCCUCCUUCGAAGGGUUUUACCAGAGCCGGUUCGAAGCCAAGCAGAAGAAACUUAUGAACCGUUUUGAGUUUGAUGCCGGGAGGUACGAGGAACUGAAGAAGCUGUUUCCUCGCAAAUUUUAGGUGUCUUAUCUAAUGGAUUAUUGAUUACCAGAUCGAAACCAUGAUCAUGAUAAUGGUGUCUGACUGAAAAUUUUGAAAUUUCGAUAUUGUAGUAACCUUUUUUCUUUUGUUUAGCGUAGGUGCGGCUUUUGUAACAAUCCUGUAAGAGUGCUUUCUCCUUUCCAUUUUUUUUCCGUUGUCCGUUGUAAUUUCUUUUUCCGUGAUCGUGAAUGACCGAUCCAGACGUGAAUCA